AUGGCGGAGGCGGAGGCCCAUAGCAUCGUCAUCGUCGGCGGCGGCAUCUGCGGCCUAGCCACCGCUCUUGCACUUCACCGGAAAGGGAUUGCUAGUCUUGUGUUGGAGAAGUCUAGGAGUUUGCGAGCAGAUGGCGCGGGCAUCGGCGUCCACGCCAACGGAUGGCGAGUCCUGGAGCAGCUUGGCGUCGCUGCAGAGCUCAGGGAGACUGCCCAUCUUAUCACCGUGUAUCAUGACGUGUGGCAGCAGGGAGACAGAACCCGCCGAGAAAAGGUUCCAGUAAGGACGGAGCUCCGAUGCUUAAACAGAAAGGACCUGAUCGAGGCACUGGCCAAGGACAUACCUGCAGGGAUGAUCCGCUUCGGCUGCCGCAUUGCUGCCAUCGAUGCGGAUCCCAGCAGCCAUGGCGCCGUCCUUACAAUGGCGGAUGGUACUACCAUGAAGGCCAAGGUCCUGAUCGGGUGCGAGGGCACCUACUCCGUGGUGGCUAAGUAUCUUGGACUGUCUCCGGUGAGAACCAUCCCACGCGCAGUGCUCCGGGGGUUCACAUGGUUUCCGCAUGGGCAUUCUUUCGAGAACGAGUUCCUGCGCCUACGAGCCGGAGAUUUCUUCAUCGGGCGAUUAACAAUCACCGACAACCUGGUCCAUUUCUUCAUAACAAUGCCCAAACCUCCGACAGGUAUUCACCCUCACGGACAACCUGGUCCAUUUCUUCAUAACAACGAGUGCCUGCCUGAUGAUGUCAUGAAUGAGCCAGCAGAUGUCAGCACCAAGGACUUGAAGAAAGUGAGGGAUGUCGCGCUAAAGGAGAUGCAGGACGUAGAAUGCCCCGCCGAGAUCAUCGACAUCGUCCGCGACUCGGACCCGGAGUCGCUCAACUUCGUCACGGAGUUCUGGUACCGUCCGCCGUGGGAGGUCAUCUUCGGCAGCUUCCAGAAGGGCACCGUGACCGUGGCCGGCGACGCCAUGCACGCCAUGGGCCCAUUCAUCGGCCAGGGCGGCUCGGCGGGGCUGGAGGACGCCGUCGUGCUCGCGCGGUCGCUGGCGCGGGCCGUGGACGACGCUGACGGUGCUGGGAAGGACGCCCCGGCCUCGGCGCGCGAGAAGAUGAUCGGCAAGGCGAUCGGGGAGUACAUCAGGGAGAGGAGGCCGCGGGUGGCGUUGCUGUCCCUCGAGUCCUUCAUCAUGGGGGCGCUGCUGGUGCGCUCGCCGUCUCCGGUCACCAAGCUGGCCUGCGUCGCCGUGCUCAUUCUCUUGGGGAGCAAGUCGCUUAGGCAUGCUUACUAUGACUGCGGUCGCCUCUAG
Molecule: messenger RNA, 1305 nt
Organism: Miscanthus lutarioriparius
Lineage: Eukaryota; Viridiplantae; Streptophyta; Magnoliopsida; Poales; Poaceae
Source: the annotation of a GenBank genome assembly